AUGAUCGUCACACACGACACCCACGUCAUCGACACGCUUGACUUUAGCGGCGCCACGACGUACGGCGACUUUCGCGACGACCUUGCGCGCGAUGGCUACGCCGUUGUGAAGGGUGCCAUUCCGCGCCAGAAGGCCGCCGAGUAUGUCGAGAGGUAUCACGAGUACCUGGAAUCGUUUGGCCUGGGCUACGACCGCAACGACCCCUCGACCAUCCGCGAGGAGAACCUGCCCGUCAUCUCCGAGCGCGGCAUGCUGGGAUUCUAUGGCGUAGCCCACGAGGACUUUGUUUGGGACAUGCGCGCCGAGCCGGGCGUCAUUGCUGCGUUUGAGACCAUCUUCGACACCGAAGACCUCAUUGUCAGCUUUGACCAGAUCAACGUCACCUUCCCCAACCGCAAGGACCUCAAGCCCAACAAGCGGUGGGCACACCAGGACCAGGACCCGGAGCGUGCCGGUCUCCGCUGCGUGCAGGGCAUCAUCAACCUCCUCCCCAAUGGCGAAAAGGACGGCGGCCUCAUGGUCCUCCCCGGGGCGCACAAUUCCUCCGAAGAGUUCCACAAGCUGUUCAAGGACGAGCCACAGCUGUACCGCUGGACAAACGAAGUGUACAACUUCACCGAGGCAGGGCUCGAGUGGCUCAAGGCCCGCGGGUUCGAGUGGAAAAAGGUCAACUGCGAGCCCGGAGACCUGAUCGUCUGGGACUCGCGUCUCCCGCACUACAACGUCUCGCCACAGGGCAACCAGGCGCGCUUCGCCUCGUACGUCUGCUACGGCCCAGUCUCGACCGCCGAGCACGCCGACCUGGUACGCAAGAAGGAGGCCUUUGAGUCCUACCUCGCCACGUCGCACUGGCCGCAGGCACUGCAGACAGCCGGUCACCUCAAGUGUCUGCGUCCCGACGGCACAGAGUGCCCAUACGCACGCAACGAGCCGCGCCAGCCCCCACAGCUCAGUGAGCGCGCAUACAAGCUCACGGGCAUCCCGUACCUCCAAGCGCGGGCGUAG
Messenger RNA from Apiotrichum porosum, 1005 nucleotides. RefSeq lists its product as uncharacterized. NCBI's taxonomy places the organism in Eukaryota, Fungi, Basidiomycota, Tremellomycetes, Trichosporonales, Trichosporonaceae. The record is from RefSeq and is a predicted model, not a curated record. The transcript is spliced from 3 exons. The coding region runs from base 1 to 1005 and encodes 334 amino acids.